UAGUUGUGACAUGUUGAGAUUUCUUUCUUAAUUUAGUUUGACUACUACUGGAUGCCAAAUGGCUCACUUCUGCUGCGCAAACCUCCUUCAACCACUAAGGGGCAGUCAAGCAUGGAGACAAUUUUGGAGACUCUCCCAAAUGUUGGUGAGACAGUCAACUUUGGAGCACUCUGUUGGAUACUUUCAGAGACGUACUCUGACAUGGUUCCCAUGGGUUCAUACCCCGAUGAACGAUUCCAGGAGCCUGCUCCAAAGCAGAUGAUUAAAGAAUUUCAAGCAGAGUUGUCCAACCUCAGUGAAGCAAUUGCAACAAGGAACUUGCAGCUUGAAAUACCUUACAGCUACCUGGACCCUGCUCAUAUCGAGAACAGUAUUGCUAUUUAACUCAAGCUGUUUUAUCUCUCUGCAUGAGGCAACUAUAUCAAUACCUUUUAACACCUGUUUUGCAUGCUGGGUUGUGGGUUAAAUUCUGACUAUACUCUAGGCUGUAUCAUGUUAAGUCGGCCUAUGAUGGGGUACCUGUAUCUUUGUGUGAAUCGUGUUUUACAUAGACAUGUAGAAAUAAGUUAAAUGAGCAGUUUUGAUAGGACAUAUUUGAGCUUGGACUGAUAUGCAUCAAAGAGGUCAAAGUCCAAAAUAACAGAUACUUGACUAUCAAGGCUAGCUAAUUUCUUGAUGUUUAUCUUUUUUUAAAGUACCCUGUUCACUCGUUAAAUGAGUUGAAGUUAAAAUCAAAAGGGAACUUCUAUUGUGAGUCAGAAGAAUGUUAAGCCAUUGCAAUUUGCGUUUCAUAUGCGUUUUCAUGCUGUUUUAGGGUAUUUAGCAUACUCGUUUUG
Cyclopterus lumpus (lumpfish) is the source of this 836-nucleotide messenger RNA. Its product is annotated as hydroperoxide isomerase ALOXE3-like. The transcript has 2 exons. Lineage: Eukaryota; Metazoa; Chordata; Actinopteri; Perciformes; Cyclopteridae. Gene Ontology annotation, biological process: lipid oxidation; linoleic acid metabolic process. Bases 52 to 384 code for a protein of 110 amino acids. The record is from RefSeq and is a predicted model, not a curated record. Gene Ontology annotation, molecular function: metal ion binding; oxidoreductase activity, acting on single donors with incorporation of molecular oxygen, incorporation of two atoms of oxygen.